GGUCAAUCAGUUGGUCUUGUUUUUUUUGGUUUUCACAUUAUUAGCAACAAUUAUUAAAUUAAUUUUUUUUGUUUGAAAAAAUGGCUAAUAAUAACAAAACUAAUUGGGACGAUAUUUGGGACAAGAUUGUGAAUUUACACCGAACCACAGAACAACCAAGACGUGCUUUUAUAAGUGAUGAUUCUUUCUCUGUUUCGAGUUUGGAUUUUUCUAACAUAGAUAUCGAUGAAAGUGAUGAAAAUUGUUCGAAAUCACUGUCGAAUAAACUCCAAUCACCAUCAAUAGAAUCAUGUAACAGUAGUUACAAUGAUAAAAUUUUCUGUUCAACUUCCCAAAAAACAACAUUGGCCAAUUAUUCUUUGCACAAAUUAUCCAAUAUCACCAUUUUGGCUGCCAAAAAUGAAUCUUAUAAUAAACAACAACCGUCGCAUAAAUCCCUUUCGUUAUCUGAAAAUAUCAAAACAAAUUCUCCAAAUGAUGCUGGCCAGACUGUUCAUAAUUCAACUAAAAGAACUAUUGUUCAUACAGAACAUGAUGAUAUAUUCAACAGUGAAUUUUCCAAAAAACCGCGUCCAAGUAACAUUCCGUUUGAUGAGACUAAGACAACAAUGAAUAAAGAAUUGACUGAUCUUAUCUUAAAAAACAUGGAUUCACCAUAUAAUUCACCAUGUACACCAAAUGUCAUCCGUAAUCUUGAUAAACAGGCAUCGUUUUUUUGUAUGACCAAAACUUUCUACCAAACCAAUACAUUCUAUCGUUCAAGAACUGAAAUAGAAGCUUGCCGACGUAAUGAUUCACAAGUAAUAAACAGUAUUCCAUUAUUUAAUGAUGAUAUUCAAAAAAUAUAUGAAGAUACGCGUGAAUUGUCAAGUGGAGUUGUUUUGAUUGAAAAAAAUCAACCACCGAAAACAUUGGUCACUGAAAUUGUUUCAAUCCAUGGGGAUAAUGAUGAUGAGCAGGAUGGAAAUUAUAUAGUCGAUCUAAUUGAAGAACUUCAUAAGGAUAAAUCAAUCAGCGAAAAGUCAACAGAAAAUGAAAUUCAACCAGAAGGUAAAGGCAACCACUCUGAAAUGGAACAAUCAAUCGAUGAAUUUAUAUUGGAAAAUAAUGCAACAGAUGGUUUCGAAUCAAUUAAUGAUGAACAAAUGGAUAAAAUGGACAACUUUGAAGAACCCGAAGUUUCUGUUCACGGAAAAGAAAAUGAACCAUCAAUAAUUUCGGAACACGAAUUGUAUGCAGAAAUGAAUAAUAAAAAUGAUUUCCAGCCAGAAUUGUCACCACCAGAAAAUCAAUUAAUCAUCAAAAAAACACAAAAAGAAUGUUUACUUAAUCAAACAUUUGACAUUUCGAAUAAAUCGGCAAAAGAAAAACCUUCAGAAAAAAGUUCAUCUUCAACUGUUAAUGGAAAUAGCCCAGUUCAAAAAAAAUUAUCAUUAUCAAAGAAAAAAAUGAACUUAUUGGUACCAUACGAUUUAAAUUCAACAGAAGAGGACAUUUCUUUUGGUAAUUCUUUACACAAAAUUGUUCAUUGCCCAUCCAUUGAUAGUCAUUCGAACAAUAUUGAUGAUGAUGUAAGCCAAGAUAUUUAUGAUUCAAAUGUUGACAAAAAUGAAAUUGGCCAUUUACAGGAUGUUGCAUUAUCGCCGAUUCAUUUCGAUAAUGAUAGCGAUGUUGAAUUCAAUGAAUUAAUGGAUUGCCACUAUGAUGACCGUAUUGAUGAUGAACAUGAAAAAAUGCCUUCCAAUCAUUUUUUUGCCAAUCUUUCAUCUGAUAACGAACAAGAAAAUCAGUAUCAUGAAGACAAUGUAUCAAGUUCACCCAAAAGAUCUGAUUACAUUAAUAGAAUAGAAGAUUCUAGUUCUCCUGAAUUGAUUAUACGACGUCAUAAGAAACAGAAACAAAAAAAUUAUUUUGAUCGAAUGUUGAAAAUCGUUACAAAUAAUGAUAAUAUUGCUCCAGUUAAUUAUGAAAAUAAUUUGCGCCGAUCACAACGAAAUCGUAUAAAGCCAUUGGAUUAUUGGCGUGGUCAACGUCCAAUUUAUAAAAUGGAACAGAAACAAAUUAAUGACCAAGUUGUGACUAUGCCCACAAUUGUUGGUAUAGCUAAACCAUGUCAACCUGUCAUUAAACGACGUCGGUUUAAUAAAAAAACUAACAAAAGAAAUAUAAAUAACAAUGCGGAUGACAAUGGCAACAAUAAUGAACAUCAAUGUUAUGAAACGCAAACUUCUUCAAAUGCUAGAACAAAAUUACAGGACAUUCUAAAUCUAUCGGUUCAAUCCAAAAAAAUCCCACAGAAAUCAUUGAUCAAUUGUCCAGAAUUUGUAAAAAAUAUUCCAUCGCUCAAUUUUAAACCAUCUGAAAAGUCUAAAGGAAUUCAUACAGCUUUAAUCGAAAAAGAUGAUCGAGGAAGAGCAUUCGGUAUGAUGCGAUUUGAAUCAUUCGCAUCGAAAAAGAAAGGUCGUAAUGGUUCCUAUACUACAUAUUUCAUGGUCAUUUAUGGAGCAUUUAUAUUGAAAGUAGAUGAUGAAGAUGACGUUCUCAUAAAGAGUGGGUCAUAUUUUAAAAUUCUUCCAAAAUCCGAAUAUUCUAUCAAAAAUGUUCGUAAUGAUGAAUCUUUAAUACAUUUUCUUGUUACGCAAGAACAAUCGUCAAAUUGAAUGAGAUUUUUAUUCUUUUAAUAUUUUUU
Molecule: messenger RNA, 2689 nt
Organism: Dermatophagoides farinae (American house dust mite)
Lineage: Eukaryota; Metazoa; Arthropoda; Arachnida; Sarcoptiformes; Pyroglyphidae
Source: RefSeq, a predicted model, not a curated record